Schistosoma rodhaini is the source of this 3826-nucleotide messenger RNA. The record is from the annotation of a GenBank genome assembly. NCBI's taxonomy places the organism in Eukaryota, Metazoa, Platyhelminthes, Trematoda, Strigeidida, Schistosomatidae.
AUGUGUGAUAUAUCCACUGGAUGUUAUACAACCUUAUAUAAAUAUCUUAAUUAUUCAACACAAAUAAUAAAUAAUACAAUACGUGAUGAAUUAUUACAUAUAUAUUGGGAAGAAAUUAAUGAAUUAAAAAAUCAAUCUAAAAUACCUAUACUACUUAUAAUCAUUAUUAUCUUAAUCUUCCUUAUUAUGAUUAUAUUUGGUAUAAUCAGUAGUAGUUUAAUCAUCUAUAUCAUUUUAAGAAAAUAUUCAAUGCGUACACGUGGUAAUUUAUUUAUACUUAAUUUAGCUAUAUCUGAUUUAACAUUAUGUUUAAUUACUCAACCAUUUAAUUUAAUACGUUUAUUAAAUGGUAAUUAUAAUUGGAUAUUAGGACAAUUUUUAUGUAAAUUUUCAUCAAUGUUUCAAGGUACUAAUAUAUUUGUAUCAACAUUUAGUAUAACUGCAAUUGCUAUUGAUAGAUUUCAAUGUAUCAUUUAUCCUACAACUCAUCGUGGUAACAUCAAUACUGCUAUCAAAUUAAAUUAUUUAACAUGGAUUAUAGCUGUUAUAUUAUCUAGUCCACUUGUUUACUUUUCACACAUUACUCAAUUAAAUCAUUUACAAUGUACAGAAAAAGCGGAUAAUUUAACUAUACAAAAAUUAAAAGUGAUUUAUUCAUUAGCAGCAUUAAUUAUACAAUAUAUGACACCAUUAUUUAUUGUCACAAUUGUUUAUUCACGUAUUUGUUUAAGUUUACAUAAUCGAAAAUUACGUGCAAUACAAAAAAUUUAUUUAUCACAAAUUAUACAAAAACAAAUGAAUCAACAAAAUCAUAAUAAUAAUAAUAAUAAUAAUAAUAAUAAUAAUAAUAAUAAUAAAGAUAAUCGAUUUUAUCGAAAAAAGAAAAUCAGUCUCCAUGGCAACAAACAUGGUAUUGAUAAUAGUAAUAAUAACAAUAAUAAUAAUGAUAGUAAUAACAAUAGUAGCAAUAGUAAUGGUAAUAAUAGUAGUAAUAGUAAUAGUAAUAAUAAUGUUAAUAACAAUAAUGGUAAUAAUAAUAGUAGUAAUAAUAGUUGUAAUGAUAAUGAAAAAGAAAAUGGAUUAUAUACAAAGGAAAUAAUGAGUCCCCAUGGUGACACACAUAGUAAUGACAAUAAUAAUAAUAGUAAUAAUAAUAGUAAUAAUAAUAAUAAUGAUAAUAAUAGUAAUAGUAAUAAUAAUAAUAAAAAGGAAAAUGGAUUAUAUACAAUAAAGAAAUGCAUACCCUACACUGAAACACAUAGUAAUGAUAAUACUACUUCUACUACUAAUAAUAAUAAUAAUGUUGGUAAUAAUAAUAAUAAUCAUAAUGUAUAUCGUUCCAACAAUCUGAAUUUUUCAGACAAUCAACCAACUCCUCAACAAAACCUACUUCUAUCCCCUAUACCAAUUUUAUCAAUAUCCUCACAAAAACAAGCAAUUGAUCGUCGACAUCGUAAAGCCAUUAUAUUAUCUAUAGUGAUUGCUAUAAUAUUUUGUUUAAGUUGGUUACCAAUUAAUACAAUGAAUGUUAUUAGUGAUAUACGUGAAUUAAUUAUUAUAAGUAGUAUUGAUAUAGCAAUAAAAAAUUUAAAAAUGAAUGAAUUCAAUUAUCAUAUUAAUAAUACUACUUAUAAUGAUCAUAAUAGUAGUACUAGUAGUAGUAGUAGUAGUGAUAGUAGUAUUGUCAUUCAUAAUGAAUCCCCUUCAUAUUCACCUAUUAGUUUAAAAGAAUUUAAUAAAAUAAUGAGUAUUGAAGCUAAUAAUAUUGAUGCUAUCACUGUUAUCAUUACACAAUCAUUAUGUUUAUUAUUAAUAUUAAGUUCAGCAUGUAUUAAUCCCAUAUUAUAUGGUUGGUUAAAUAAAACAUUUCGGAUGGAAUUUUAUCAAGUAUUAAAUAUACAUUCAUUAUUUAUUAAAACAAAUAAUAAUAAUAAUAAUAAUAAUCAGUAUGAAAAAUCAAUAAAUGAUCAUGAUCGAGAUCAUCAUCAUUAUCAUCAUCAUCAUCAUCAUCGUAAUCAUCAUCAUGAUCUCGAUCACCAUCAUCAUGAUCGCGAUCAUCAAUAUCGUGAUCGAGAUCAUCAUCAUCAUCAUCAUCAAUCUUGUCAAUUAUUAUCAAAUGAUCAUAUGAAUAAAUUAAAACUUGAAUAUAGAUCAAUAACUUCAACACAAGAUUCAUGUACAUUAUUUUCUUUAUUUACAUCUAAAUCUAUUGAAUUGAAUUCAGUACAACAUUCAAUGGAUAAUAGUAGUAUUAUCAAUAAUACUCCUAAAACUUUUAUCACUAAUACCAACUAUACUACUAAUACUACUAAUAAUCAUAAUAACAGUAAUAUAAUAGACAAAAGCAUAACUAAUGAAUCAAGAAAGUAUUUUUUAUUGAAUAAUUAUGACCAUGUUAACAUUCAUCAUCAUGAGGAUGGCGAUGAUGAUGAGGAUGAGGAUGAGGAUGAAUGUGAUAUCAUUCCAGAAACCGAUAGUAAUAUUGAUUUAACAAAUCUUAGAUAUUUACCAGAUAUAACAUCUAUUUAAUUUGAAGAAUUUUCUUUUCUAUAUAUAUGAAUUGAUUUUUUUGUGUAUUUGAUUUUUUUUGUUUUUUUGGGGGGGGGAGGGGGGUUUUCUUUUUGUCAUAUUCUUCUUUCACUUGUUUAUUUUUGUUCUGAGUGUUUUUACAAGAAGAAGAAAGUAUAUAAAUAUUAUUUAAUUGUAAAUUAUUUUUAUUUGUUUCAUUUCAUGUAUUCAAGUGGUUGCCAAGUUAAGUUGAUUACAAACUAUAGCCGGAAUACCGUGAAAAUUGAUAAGAUUAUGGGAUAUAACAUUGAUUGAUAAUGCAAUACUUCAAUGCCAAAAAUGAUAAGAAGAAUUGAUCAAAAGUGAAUAAUAAAUAAUUGGGAAUAUGAGAAGAAGGGUUUUUGUGGAGAUUUUAGUAAUUUUUUAUAUAGUUGAAAUCAUGAGUCUAUUGAAACUAGACCACUAUGGAAAAUCUAGAACCACUGGACGGGAGUUUCUUCCUAUUGUAUGACUCCUCAGAAAAGCGCAUCCAUGAUCCCGCUGUUAUGUCUUGAUCAAGGUUGUCGCUAAUUUGUUAUAACUUUACAAGAUAAACCAAGGACGUAUCCUGCGUGAAUUAUCCACCAAUAGAAAUACGAAUCUGUACGAACCUAUGCGAAUCAUUUAUUUUAAACAUACUCGGUUUAUAUAUCAGAUAGACAGGCCACAUCACACCAUAUAAUAAGAAAUAAUAUUUGUAUGAGAUCAAUCCCAAAGUGUGGCUGAGAACGUGGGAGACGAUAAUUAAUAAACUGAAUAUAAUUUAGAAACAGUAAAUCAUAUAAUAAUAAUCAUUAGGUCAAAUUAAAGCUUAUAAUAAGAUGAAUAUAGAUAUAGAUAAUCUGGUUGCUGAAUAGUUAUACAAUAGGAAUAUACAUAGAAUAGUAGUCCAAUAAUAGGUCCCGUAAGUUAUUCGUACUUACUUCUUCCCUAGUAUAUAACACUUGCUUCACGAGAUUCGAACCCAGGAGCUAUCAGUUUUGAGCGCUUAACAACUAGACCACUAAGCCGGCAUCCAGGUUUCACAUGGUAGUCUCCCUUCAAUUGACUCAUGAUUUCAACUACAUAAAAAAUUAGAAGUAUGAACAAUACUAAUGAUAACAAGCAGAUAAACGGCAUAGGGAACAUAGUUGGAAUACAAUAAUAAAACCAAUCAAUAUUUAAAGUUAAAAAAAAACUAAAUGAUUGAAAAUUGAUUUUAAACCAUGUUACGUAAGAGAAUGAUCGAUUGCAGUUUUAAACGUCAAUGGGAAGAAUCAAGUAAAUUUAAACUUCACCC